AUGCGACAAUGCCUCACUCACCCCGAAGGCGGUUACUACACGAGACAGACGUCGAGCGGACAGGAUCAAUUUGGUAAAAAGGGUGAUUUUGUGACAUCGCCAGAGAUCAGUCAAGUGUUUGGCGAGCUCAUUGGUAUAUGGCUGUAUGCGGAAUGGCUAGCGCAAGGAAAGAAAGAAAAGGUGCAGAUUAUUGAGGUUGGUCCAGGACGAGGAACGUUGAUGGACGAUGUUUUAAGGACUAUAUCGAGCUUUAAGGCUUUCACUAGGAGCAUUGAAGCCAUUUAUCUCAUCGAAGCGUCACCCUAUCUACAGAAACAGCAAGCAAGGUUGCUUUCUGGCACCGAGGAUCUGAAGAAGAGCGACAUUGGACUGACUGCACAAUGCAAGUACAUGCCAACUUGCAGGAUUGAAUGGUGUGAAGACAUACGGCUCGUACCAAAAGAGCACACGACAGCCCCUUUCAUACUCGCUCACGAGUUCUUCGACGCACUCCCGAUCCACGUCUUCCAAAACGUCGCGCAAUCUUCAGUGCCUGCCUCAUCAACCAUCAUUACACCGACCGGCCCUAUAAAACCCAAGCACGGCGUAACAACACCCAAGAACACCUGGCAUGAGCUAGUUGUAUCACCAACCUCGCCGUAUUCUAAUGCGGGCGCAACCAGCUCUUCGUUGUCAAAGACAGAGGACGAGAAACUGGACUUCGAAUUGACCGUUUCAAAGACACCAACACCGCACUCUCUGUACUUGCCAAAAUUGUCUGAUCGUUACAAGAAGCUAGAGAACACACCGGAUGCGAUCAUCGAGAUCUCGCCUGAAUCUUUUGCUUACGUAUCUGACUUUGCUGUACGGAUAGGUGGUAGCAAUGCAAAAUCUCGCAACGUUUCAGCAACUCAAACUCCUUCGAGUAGAAACGCUACCGAGGAGGAGAGCUUUGUGAAAACGCAGCCGUCUGGCGCAGCCUUGAUCUUGGAUUACGGCCCCUUGGAUACUAUCCCAGCGAACACCCUCCGGGGUAUUCGCUCACAUACCACUGUCUCGCCUUUUGCGUCACCAGGUCUGGUGGAUCUUUCAGCUGAUGUGGACUUUCUCGCUCUUGCAGAUGCAGCUUUGGAUGCCUCCCCUGGAGUUGAAGUUCAUGGACCCGUUGAACAGUCUUUCUUCUUGUCGACGAUGGGCAUCAAAGAGCGCGCCGAUCGCUUACUCAAGGCGGCAAAGGACGAAGACACGCGGAAGCGCCUCGAAAUAGGCUGGAGGCGACUGGUCGACAGAGGACCGAAUGGCAUGGGCAAAACCUACAAAGCCAUGGCUAUCGUUCCUUACAAGGAACGAGGUCCAGUUCGACGGCCGAUCGGGUUUGGUGGAGACAUCGCUGCCUGA
This is a messenger RNA of Alternaria atra, 1377 nucleotides long. RefSeq lists its product as uncharacterized. The transcript is spliced from 3 exons. Bases 1 to 1377 code for a protein of 458 amino acids. Gene Ontology annotation, biological process: mitochondrial respiratory chain complex I assembly. Gene Ontology annotation, molecular function: protein-arginine omega-N symmetric methyltransferase activity. Gene Ontology annotation, cellular component: mitochondrion. NCBI's taxonomy places the organism in Eukaryota, Fungi, Ascomycota, Dothideomycetes, Pleosporales, Pleosporaceae. The record is from RefSeq and is a predicted model, not a curated record.